Necator americanus (New World hookworm) is the source of this 486-nucleotide messenger RNA. RefSeq lists its product as uncharacterized. The record is from RefSeq and is a predicted model, not a curated record. The coding region runs from base 1 to 486 and encodes 161 amino acids. The transcript has a single exon. NCBI's taxonomy places the organism in Eukaryota, Metazoa, Nematoda, Chromadorea, Rhabditida, Ancylostomatidae.
AUGCAAAUGGAUCAGCAUCAUCUCCGAGUACGGGUGGAAGCAACACCAUUUGACACGUCAGGAGGCCGCCAAGAUCAACGAGGCGUUGGGCGAGGUGGCCAGUUCCCCCGCUACCAUCUACAUCUGGUCAGCAUGACCGCGAGUCACAACCCAAUCAGCACCAAAAGAAGGUUAUCUUCUGCAGUUCAUAGGACUCAAGAGGGAUGCACUAUCGGGAGCUCCCAUCUUACAUCCGCACGGUUCACCCCUAAGCGUUCAUGUGGCGGCUCCGUGAGAUGGCCGCUGCAUUCCGGGAAAAGAGUCCGAGACGUGCUACUGUCCACCUCUUCCACGACAACGCACGGUCGCUUGUCGCUUCGGCCACUCGCCUCAACUGAAGACUUCGGUUGGGAAACAAUCCUCGGCCUUACGCUGUUCUCCAAACUUCGCCCCAUCAGACUGCCACUUGUUCCGAGGCCUAAAGCAUUCCCUGAAGCAAAACCUUAA